AUGCAACAUCUUCAAGGGUUAUUGUACACUCUCCUAUUGGAAGAUGAAAUGUGUGUUUCUGUUCUCCAAUGUUCUACCAUUGCGGUCACCAAUGAUGGGUCCACGUUACAUAUCCCAAUUUUGCAACGUGUUGUAGCUGGUGUCCACGAAGAAGACGUCGGUGAUUUUAAUGAGGAUGAGGAUGUUAUUGUUGCUGUUGUUGUUGACGAUGACGAUGAUGAUGAUCAGGAACCCGUAGUAGAAUAUCCUGACAAUCUUCAAGUGGGAAUGACAUUUCCCACAAAAGAUGUGGCAAUGCAGUGUGUAAAAGAAUAUCUCGGUACACAUAUACCACUACUUAUAGAAAGACAUGGAUUGCAAAACAAAAGGCCAUUGAGAGAAUAUACGACAAUUGGGAGGAAUCAUAUAAAGAGCUUCCAAGGUGGAUUCUUGCAUUUAAACAUUACCUUCCAGGUACUGUUACCGAUAUUGAAAGGGUUUGAUCAUUGUAAACCAGUUGUUUCAGUUGAUGGAACAUGGUUAUAUGGGAAGUAUCGUGGGACCUUACUAAUGGCAAUCGCUCAGGAUGGUAAUGGUCAUACCCUUCCUAUAGCAUACGCCAUUGUUGAGGGUGAAACAUCAGAUGGUUGGUUUUUCUUCCUCAGUCGUCUACAAAUGUUUGUCACACCUCAACCCAACCUCUGCUUGAUUUCAGAUAGACAUGAGUCGAUUAAAAGUGCUGUUAGGCGUGUAAACAGCAAUUGGCAUCAUGUCUUUUGCGUUCGACAUAUAUCACAAAACUUCAUGAGGACCUUCAAAAAUGGGCUAAUGAAAGAUCUUGUAACCAACAUGGGAUAUGCUAUGGCUCAACCAAGCAUCACAUACUUUGGAAGACAAAUCAGUGAUUGGAGUCAAGAUGCAGUGAAAUGGCUCGACGAUAUUCCAAAGGAGCAAUGGCUACAAGCAUAUGAUGAAGGUAGACGUUGGGGACACAUGACAACUAACCUUUCUGAGUGCAUGAACAAUGUAUUAAAGGGGACACGCAAUCUUCCAAUCAGUUCUUUAGUGCAAGCAACAUACUAUAGAGUGACUGCAAAAUUUGAAGAAAGAGGGACACAGGCCCAAGCAAUGAUGACAUCAGGUUUGAUUUACUCAAAUACAAUCAUUCAAAAUCUUAACAAGGAACGAGCAAUGUCAAAUUCCCAUGAAGUUGUUAUUCACAAUCGAGCUCAUAGUAUAUUUACAGUUAAGGAGUUGGUUCGUCCACCAAGUGGUCGUCCUAUAGGGACAUUCAUGGUAGACCUCGACAAAAGAUGGUGCGAUUGUGGUGAAUUUCAAGCAUUACGUUAUCCAUGUUCACAUGUCAUUGCCGCUUGUUUGUUUAUUCACCGUGACUACAUGAUGUAUGUGUCUUCUAAGUAUACAUUGCAAUGUAUCUUUGACGUUUACAAAGAAGAGUUCCCAACAAUUCCUCUUCAAUCAUAUUGGCCAGAAUACAAUGGAAUAGAGUUAUGCCACAAUCCAGCCAUGAGAAGAGAUCCAAAAGGUCGUCCACAGUCUACUCGUAUUCAUACUGAAAUGGAUCAACGAGAGAAAAACACACACCCCAAGAGAUGUGGUUUGUGCCGGAACGAGGGACAUAGCAAGAAUAAAUGCCCUUAUUGUACUGAUGCUCCUAAUAGAAAUUAGUUCAUUGUAAUAAAAUUAGUUAAUUUGAUAUUUGUAUGUUUAAUUAUAAUAUUAAAUUAAAUAUUG
Cicer arietinum (chickpea) is the source of this 1734-nucleotide messenger RNA. RefSeq lists its product as uncharacterized. Lineage: Eukaryota; Viridiplantae; Streptophyta; Magnoliopsida; Fabales; Fabaceae. The record is from RefSeq and is a predicted model, not a curated record. Gene Ontology annotation, molecular function: zinc ion binding.